AUGUUAGGCCAAAGCCGACAAAACGAGUCCUCGGAGGUCGUAGAAGCGCCGGUCACAGCUGAGACGACCGGCGAAGAUGCGAUGGCCUCUCUGAAGACUAGCGACAAGUUUUACUUCUGGACCCGGCCGGGUACCUCGAAAGAAGAAAAGAAACUGGUGCAGAAAUUAGAUCUCGCAAUUCUCACUUUCUGCUGCUUGACAUUCUUUGCGAAGGAUCUCGAUCGAAAUAACAUCAACAAUGCUUACAUCUCUGGCAUGAAGGAAGACUUGGGUCUUUAUGGUAACGAACUCAAUUGGAUGGUCACUUGGUUCCAGAUCGGAUAUAUCGUUGGUCAAAUACCAUCGCAGAUCUUGUUAACCAAGAUUUCGCCACGAUGGUAUCUUCCCGCCGCGGAAUUCUUAUGGGCGUUUUUCGUCUUGUUUAUUUACAAGUGUCAAAAUGCGCAACAGAUAUAUGCCCUUAGAUUCUGCGUCGGGUUUAUCGAGGCAGCUAGUUGGCCCGGUCUGCAUUUUAUGGUCGCAAUCGUUAACUUUAUACAGAUUGGAACAUGGUACCGAAACCAUGAAAUCAACAAAAGGAGUGGCAUAUUUACAGCAUCCGGGAUCGCUGCCACUAUGUUUUCAGGCUAUAUCCAAGCUGGCAUAUACCAAACGAUUGACGGUCACCUAGGUAUCAGAGGGUGGAGAUGGCUCUUCAUCAUCGACUUCUUGAUCACUUGCCCCAUGGUAAUCAUCGGGUUGAUAAUAAUCCCCAAUCCUUUAUAUGAGAAGAGCACAUGGUGGAUGACCGAAAAGGAGCGACAGAUGUGUAUGAAGCGGCUCGAAGCAGACAACCGCAAGCCCCUGGGUCGGUUUGACCGAACACUCUUCAAGCGCGUGCUUGGGAGAUGGCAUUUCUGGAUUCUGGUGACUUGGUUUUCGCUCAUGUACUUCGUUUACCAAGCUCCAACCACAUCCACCAUGGCGCUGUGGCUUAAGGCAGACAAGUACUCGGUGCCAGAUGCCAACAACUUACCUACUGUCUACUCAGCUGUAUCGAUUAUCUUCAUGUUGGUAUCGGGUACCUACAAUGACUGGAGGGGCUCCCAAGUAGAGUCUGUGGCAUUGAUCUGCAUGACGCAGAUAGUCUCGGAAUCUCUGUUGGUUGCCUGGAACUUGGGAAAGCCGGCUAUUUUCUUCGCGUUUUAUAUUGCUGGAACCAUUCAGUCUCUGUUCCCUAUUAUCGUCAGCUGGACACAUAGGGUCUGUUCUGGAGACGCAGAGGAGAGGGCUAUCGUGAUCGGUGCACUGAACUCGAUUGGGUUGGCCCACGGUACUUGGUGGAAUCAAGUAUUCGUUCCGACAGUUGAAGCGCCUCGCUUCUAUCGCGGCUACCGUGCUGGCCUUGCAGCAUCUCUGGCAUUGUCUGCUUGGCUGCCAGUGGUAAUGUGGUUCACCCGGAGACAGGAGAGGAAGGAGAAGAAUCAGAUAAUCGGCGGCCGAGUUGUUGAAGGCUCGGGGCACGAUACCGAAGAAGGUAGGGCAUCGUUAGAGAAACGAGGGGUUACAGGCAAAUUUACCGAGGAGGCCAAGGGGAAUAAACUUGAAAUCGCGAUGUGAAUGCGGAGAAGGGUCUUUUUACCGUUACACUGAACGAUGGUUUCAUCUAGAUCUUGAGAUUCAACUUCGUUUAUUGCAGACCUGGUAAUAUAUAUCUCAUAUUAUUGAU
This is a messenger RNA of Annulohypoxylon maeteangense, 1708 nucleotides long. Its product is annotated as MFS general substrate transporter. NCBI's taxonomy places the organism in Eukaryota, Fungi, Ascomycota, Sordariomycetes, Xylariales, Hypoxylaceae. The transcript is spliced from 4 exons. Bases 1 to 1599 code for a protein of 532 amino acids. Gene Ontology annotation, cellular component: membrane. The record is from RefSeq and is a predicted model, not a curated record. Gene Ontology annotation, molecular function: transmembrane transporter activity. Gene Ontology annotation, biological process: transmembrane transport.